CCAGGACAGUAAUACCUCUGCAUCGCAAAUUCUCCAAGAGCGAGAAAUCCCAGCAGGAAUAUAUAUUUCUCUGUCUCCCGGCCAUCACAUCAAAAAAACCCCCUCACCAAAAUGGCCUCCUCCUCAACCCUUACCACCCUCCCCACCGUCCUCCUAACCGCCACCGGUCUUCCCACGCCCGACCCCUUACCCCCCCAAUUCGAAAGCUCUUCUCCCAUCUCUUUCCCCGUCCCCACCUCCACCGCCAUCUCCAACGCCUCCAGCUCGUCCACCUCCAGUUCCCUAACCCCCGGCGUCAAAGCCGCCAUCGGCGUCUGCGUCGCCACCGUCGUCCUCGGCAUCUGCCUCGUGCUCUUCCUCCACAAUCGCAUCUACCGACGCCGCAUACUAAGACAGCAGCAUCUCAUCCGCGCCAGCGAGAAAGGGAUGCAGAACGCAGCCGCCUUUCAGAGGGCUCUCCCGCCCGAGUUCUUGGAGAAUGGGAAUGCCGGCUUUGGGACCGAGAAGGUGAAGGAGCCGGAGAAGGUGAUGGGGAAGGAGGAGAGGGUGGGUGAUCCGUGUGUGUCGCCGCAUGAGCUGGAAUCAGAUUUCGGGAGUUUGGAGAGUUUGGAAAAGGCGAAGACGAAGGGGCACAGGGUUGCAGAGUAUGGGCCGAAAUAGAAAUUAAAUAGAGAU
This is a messenger RNA of Amorphotheca resinae ATCC 22711, 675 nucleotides long. RefSeq lists its product as hypothetical. Bases 112 to 660 code for a protein of 182 amino acids. The transcript has a single exon. Lineage: Eukaryota; Fungi; Ascomycota; Leotiomycetes; Helotiales; Amorphothecaceae. The record is from RefSeq and is a predicted model, not a curated record.